ACAGAAACCACACACGACUCACAAGUCACAACUCAGAUAUCGUGUCCACGAGUUGAGGGGAGGCGACACAAAGCAAACUAAGUUCUCGAAGCUCUGGAGUGAAGAUGGCGAAGAAAGCAACGGAAUCUCAGUCAUCUUCAGCUUCCUCACCCUCCAAUCAGAGAAUGGUGUUGAGAAAACGGCAGAGUGUUGUUAGCGGAGAGAAAGAGAGGAGUGCCAGCUCAGCAAAGAAACUUUCAGUGAAGCAUAAGAAGAAACAUGACAAAUUCGAAGCUAAGAAGCCUAAGAAACCCCCUACUGCUUUCUUCUACUUCUUGGAGGAUUUUCGUAAAGAAUUUCAAGAGCAGAAUCCAGAUGUCAAGUCAAUGCGUGUUAUUGGCAAGGCAUGUGGAGAGAAGUGGAAAACUAUGACUUAUGAGGAAAAAGUUCAAUAUUAUGAUAUAGCCACUGAGAAACGAGCAGAGUUUGACAGAGCCAUGGCAGAUUAUAUCAAAAGACAGGAAAGUGGUGAAGGCCCAGAAACUGAAGAUGACUCGGAGUUUGAUGAGUAUGCCUAAAGGAUUGCUGUUGUAAUAGAAGAACAUUAUUUCAAUGGGAGUAGGAGGUACAUGGGCUAGUAGUUGUAAUUACUUUACGCGGUCUCUAUUGGUUUAUCUUUUGCAUUGAUUUUGUUAAUGUCUGUAUUUUCAUUUGUAAAUUACUGUUUGGCAGUUGCAUUUAGGUCACUACAGAGAGGAUUUGACAGUUAAUGUGAUUAUAAUCAAAAUUGUGUUCUUGAGAGAAUCCUCAUUGACACUAUGAUAUAAAGCUGUUGCCAAGCAGUUGUAAAGCUGGGAUUAGGCUUCAGUGAUUUUUAUUCUUAAUA
Molecule: messenger RNA, 865 nt
Organism: Pistacia vera
Lineage: Eukaryota; Viridiplantae; Streptophyta; Magnoliopsida; Sapindales; Anacardiaceae
Product: high mobility group B protein 14
Exons: 6
Coding region: 105-557 (150 amino acids)
Source: RefSeq, a predicted model, not a curated record